This is a messenger RNA of Triplophysa rosa, 2263 nucleotides long. RefSeq names its product zinc finger protein 501-like. Gene Ontology annotation, biological process: regulation of transcription by RNA polymerase II. NCBI's taxonomy places the organism in Eukaryota, Metazoa, Chordata, Actinopteri, Cypriniformes, Nemacheilidae. Gene Ontology annotation, molecular function: RNA polymerase II transcription regulatory region sequence-specific DNA binding; DNA-binding transcription factor activity, RNA polymerase II-specific. The record is from RefSeq and is a predicted model, not a curated record. The transcript is spliced from 4 exons. Gene Ontology annotation, cellular component: nucleus. Bases 61 to 1374 code for a protein of 437 amino acids.
CACCACGUGACGCAAAACAGCACGUGAAGAAAGAACCGCUGUUUCAACAGCAGCAAAGCUAUGUCCGUCAUGAGGACACAGGUAGACGUGAUGUGCUGUAAAUCAGUAGGAACGGAUCUGUCCAUGCUGGAUAUUGAUGAUUUAAUGACAGAAAUCUCUCAGCUGAAGAAAGAGGUGGCGUUAUUGGAGGCAAAGCUCAGCGAGAGAGACGAACUGAACAGAAAGGAUGUAUCUGGUGUGUCUGUAACAUCUCCAGAGCUUCUGGUUUCUGUCUGUAAUGAAGAGGAGAAACCAUCAGUGAAUCUGCUGGACUGCAAAAUGGAGCUGAAAACAGAAAUCACUGAAACAGAAGAACAGACAGAUGAAGCUGAUUUGAUUCAUCCAGACCUGAUGAAGGAGGAAAUUACAGAACCAAAUGAAAUGGAUGAGAAACCUCAUUUUGUAACUGGACAAGAAUCUCCGAACUGCUUAAAGACUGAUACGAAUUUUUCACCAAAAAAAUCUCAAGGAGAAACAAACAAAGAUUCCCCUAUGUGCCAACUGUGUGGAAAGACCUUUAUGUGUAAAAAAUAUCUUAACCAUCACAUGAAAAUUCACACUGGAGUAAAGCCUUAUAGAUGUGACCAGUGUGGAAAGACCUUUGCACGUAAAUACACUCUUAAUGUGCACAUGAUAAUUCACACGGGAGUAAGGCUUUACAAAUGUAACCAGUGUGGAAAGACCUUCAAUCGUAAAUCCCACAUGAACGAUCACAUGAAAAUUCACACUGGGGAGAAGCCUUACAGAUGUGACCAGUGUGGAAAGAGCUUUGCACGUAAAUUCACUCUUGAUGUGCACAUGAGAAGUCACAUUGGAGAAAAGCUUUACAGAUGUAACCAGUGUGGAAAGACCUACGUUUGUCAAGGCAAACUUGAUAUGCACAUGCUCGUUCACCCUGAAGUAGAGCCUUAUGGUUGUGACCAAUGUGGAAAGACCUUUCAACAUAAAUUCCUCCAUGAUACGCACAUGAGAAGUCAUGCAAGAAAAAGGCCUUACAAAUGUGAUUUGUGUGAAAAGACCUUCACUCGUAAAUCCCACAUGAACGAGCACAAAAGAAGUCACACUGGAGAAAAGCCUUACAGAUGUGAUAAGUGUGGAAAGGUCUUUUCACGUAAUAGCAACCUUACUAAGCACAUGCGAGUUCACACUGGAGAAAAGCCUCACAGAUGUGAUCAGUGUGGAAAGAGUUUUGUGUGGGCAGAUAGUCUGAGAACUCAUCUUCUGUGUCAUUCUGGACUGAGACCAUUUCAGUGUGAACAGUGCAGUAGAACAUUCAUUUCUGUACGUUACCUGAAGAAGCACUUGAGGACACAUGUAGGUGUGACUAAUGACUAAACACAAGAAAACACACACAGGUGUGACAUCUCAUAUGUGUUUUGAGUGUGGAAAAGCCUUUACUACAGCUAGCCAAUGAAAACAGCAUCACAUAUUUCAGUCGAGACAGAAACUUCACCCCUGCUCCUCAUGUGGACGGAGUUUCAGAGAAUCAAGACGUCUUGUGACCCACAGGAAGAUGUGUUGCAAAGACAACAAAAAUCAUCCUUAAGAAACCGUUCAGACAAGAAGAUCCCUAAGAGCUUCUGCUCUAGUCUGCUAAUACUGGUCUAGCUGGUCAUUGCAUAACUCUGCAAAAAAGUUUUGGAAUGCUAGAUCAGCAAUUUUUAUGCUUUAUAUUUAUAUACUGUAUAUAUUUCAUAAAGUUCUGGGUAACUAUGGGCCAAUAAAUAAGUGGUUUGUGUGCUUUGGGACCAUCUUAUACAAAGAAAUGUCUGUGUUUACUGAUGGCCAAAGCCUUUUGAACCAUACGUUGGACCAGCUUGGCAGGGUUGCCAGAUCUGUGAAACGAAAUCAUUCAUCCCGAGCCUAACGUCUCUAGUCCAAAUAACAGAACUAAACAUUCAUAAAUAAAUAAUCUUAAGAUUGACCCCUAAAUAACACAAUCCUUCGACUGUUAACAGUACAAAUCUUGCCUUUUUUCGUUUCCCAAAGACCCUGACGUGUAAUUAUUUACAAAAGUGUAAAAAUAUUGUGUGUUUGGAAGUGGGACUUAUGUUAUCUUAUGCACCUGCUACCUUUAACUGGGUUUUCAGUCUAGGAACCUUAAUUCAUUUUAGGAACUGCAGGUCCUAUAGCCAUGGAAAGCAUAAUAAUGAUUUAUAUGAAUAUGACACUAAGUUAGAAUGAGCUUAUUAAAUUCAUUUGCUGCAUUAAUUUCAUUGAUAAC